CUUCUAUUACAGCAGCUUUAUCGGUAGAGCUAAACCCUUGACAACACUAAACCCCGGAGCAAAGCAGAAAAAAAAGCUUACAAAUUUUAAUCAAUGGGGACGAAGAACAAAGCAUCAGAAAAAUUGAGCAAAAAAUCCUCUGGGGUUGAAAAAAAUACAGAUGAAGUGAUGCCUAAAUCAUCUACGAAGCAAAAUGCGAUGUCACAUGUGGAGCAGUUGAAAAGACUCCAAGAAAAGGAUCCUGAGUUUUAUCAAUUCUUGCAAGAGCAUGACAAGGAGCUCCUUGAAUUUGACGAUGAGGAUAUUGAUGAUGAUGCCGAGACUGAAAUUGAUGGAGACGAAAUAGAAGAAGCUGACGAAGGUGAUGAAUUUGACACUGAACAACGUGUUCAUGCAGAUGGAAAGGAGGUCAAGUCAUCCACAAAUGUCAUCACUAGUGCAAUGGUGGAUUCCUGGUGUGGUUCAAUUCAUGAAAAUAGGAGUUCGGGGGCUAUUAGGUCUCUCAUGAGAGCUUUUCGAACAGCUUGUCAUUACGGUGAUGAUGCUGGUGAAGACGCUAAGUCAAAGUGGAGUACCAUGUCUAGCAGUGUGUUCAACAAAAUAAUGUUGUUUGUUCUAAAAGAAAUGGACGGAAUUCUUCGUGGCCUGUUGAAAUUGCCAACUUCUGGUGGGCAGAAGCAGAUGAUAAAGGAUAUAUCCAAUACUAAACGGUGGAAGAGCAACAACCACUUGGUGAAAUCAUAUCUCGGAAAUGCUCUACAUGUUCUAAACCAGAUGACUGAUGCAGAAAUGAUAUCAUUUACAUUACGAAGACUCAGAUUCUCAUCUGUAUUUUUGGCUGCUUUUCCAGUCCUUUUAAGGAAAUAUAUGAAGGUUCUUCUUCAUUUCUGGGGUACAGGCGGAGGUGCACUACCAGUUGUCUCUUUUCUGUUUCUAAGAGACCUGUGUAUGCAGCUUGGUUCUGAUUGCAUUGACGAGUGCAUUAGAGGAAUGUAUAAAGCUUAUUUGUUGAACUGCCAAUUCAUGAGUGCAACUAAGCUGCAGCAUAUUCAGUUUCUUGGUAAUUGUUUUGUUGAACUACUUAGGGUGGAUCUUCCCAAUGCAUACCAGCAUGCCUUUGUUUUCAUUCGGCAAUUAGCAAUGAUUUUACGGGAAGCACAUAGUGGUGGUACUAAGACCAAGAAAUCGUCUCAAAAGACUAACCAAUCGUCCAAGGAAGCACACAAUACUAAGGCCAAGGAGUCAUUUCUGAAGGUUUACCAGUGGAAGUAUAUACAUUGUCUUGAGCUGUGGACUGCAGCUAUCUGUGCUUACAGCUCAGAACCAGAUUUUAGGCCCCUGGCUUAUCCACUGACACAAAUAAUUUCUGGCGCAGCACGUUUGGUUCCAACUGCUCGCUAUUUUCCUUUUAGAUUGCGAUGCAUCAAAAUGCUCAACAGAAUCGCUGCCUCCACCAAUUCUUUUGUUCCUGUUUCCACGCUCCUUUUAGACAUGCUGGAGAUAAAAGAAUUGCAUAGGCCUCCAACAGGGGGAGUUGGAAAAGCCAUAGAUUUCCGUACUGUUUUAAGGGUUAGCAAACUUACGUUGAAAACGAGAGCAUUUCAGGAAGCGUGUGUUUUAUCUGUGGUUGAGGAGCUUGCUGAGCAUCUUGCUCAAUGGAGCUACUCAGUUGCUUUCUUUGAGCUGUCGUUUGUCCCUGUUGUUAGGUUGCGCAACUUCUGCAAGUCCACCAAUGUCGAAAGAUUCCGUCGUGAAAUUAGGCAAAUCAUUCGCGAGAUUGAAGCCAAUUCAGAGUACACAAACAAGAAGCGUACGACAAUUUCAUUUCUACCUAAUGACCCAGCGGCAGAAUCUUGUCUUGAGGAUGAUAAGAAUGCAGGAGUGAGUCCUCUAUCAAAAUAUGUCGCCAUGCUCCGACAGAGAGCACAACAGAGAAAUGAUUCAUUAAAGGAAUCCAGUGUACUUGUUGGUCAAAACUCAGCCAUCUUUGGGACUAAGAUAACUGAAAGUGACGAAGAUGAUGACGAUGAUGAUGGUAAAGAUAGCAAAGGAGAUGCUGUCUUCAGUUCUUCUUGGCUACCUGCAGGCAAUACCAAGGCCGAGCAGUCUACAGAGGAGAAGCAGAAGAAAAAGAAGAGAAGGAAGGAGCUGCAAGAUGAGACUGCUUUUGAUGAAGACAUUGUAGAGGAUUUUAUCCUCAGUUCUGAUGAGGAGGAGGAUUCCAUGAGUGACGCCCCCUCGGACGAAGAAGUAAGCAUAAAACAGAAGUCAUUUGUAGAGCCUUCAAAGAAGAAAGGGAAAUCUCAUGGGAAGAAGAACAGGAAAAGGAAGCGAUCCAAAGGAGUAGCAUCUGCUGUCUAAUGAUUCUUGUAGUGCUAAACUGAUCUUGAAGAAUGAACAAGAACAGUUUUGCAAUGAGCCAAUUUGUCCAGUGUAAGUUUGCUGCAUGUCUGCUAUAAGCAUAAAUUAUUUAUCCUGUAAAAGUCAGCAUAUCAAUUUUGUUUUUUUAUCCUUUUUUUCCGUGCCCAAUAGGAAAGACUGCGUAUAGACAAUUCGUAUAACUAAUCUCAACUAGUUGGGGAUUGAGAUGUAAUUGAGUGAUUGAUCCAUUUCUUUGGUGGCGCUUAUACAGGUCUGUUUGCCUGUUCUUUUUUAUACCCUUUUGUCUCCCUUUUUUCCUUCUUCAUUGUAUUUCAUCCCAUUGCUGUAGAAUAAAGUAACGUCUGUUGACUUUCAAUUUUGUUUUCCUGCUCCUUCCCGAAAAGAAUGUUGCUUUCUGUUCAAGUAGCUGCUAUUUUUUUCUCCUUAACAAUUUUUGUUAAAUUUUUAUAAAACUGUAACUUGUAAUACUUUUUAUGUAGUUAAACUGCUUCUGAAAAUAAAUUCGAAAUAGAUGUUCGUAUCAACAUUGAAAAUUGGAUACGCUGAUUCUCAUAUUUUGAACUUUAUGAUUCUCAUAUUUUGAACUUUAUGAUCCUACCUAAAAUGGAGGAAAUAUAUCAAUUAUGCAGUAGGAUAGAAGUUUUACCAAAUUGGUGGGCUUGCUCUGUUUUGCUUUCAAGAUAUACUCUUUUAACUGUUUUAGAAAGAUUGGUUCUCAUUUUUUAGCGCUAACUGAGUUAGUUGAUUGACACACUAUUAUUUUCAAAGGAAAGUAUGUCUGAACUUAUACUAGUAAUAUUUUUCUGUUUAGUUUCUAAACUGUACUGUUAUUGUUUAGCUCUAGCAAAAUGGUACCUCUAAAACGUGAGUCAUUCACUCGAUUCUUUGAUGUCUUUGCUACUAAUGGAUCAAUGCAUGUCUAUCAUCAUGCAAGAGGCGUUGCUCGUGGAUAUGUCAAAAGAUGUUUUGGCUCUGAACCUUCCCAUGUGGUCGUCGGCCUUCUUACCAGUUUGUAUCCGUCUUUUGAUGAUUGUAUCAAUGCCCGACCUCCAACUUCGCUUUGCUGGUGUUCUUCACCUGUACUCGCCAGAUGAAUCCGUUAUCCCCGUUUAAGGUAAAGAGUAUGCUUAUGUAUUUGACUCUCUUUGUUUUCAACUUGACCUCCGAAGUUUGCCUUUUCUA
This is a messenger RNA of Nicotiana tabacum (common tobacco), 3564 nucleotides long. The record is from RefSeq and is a predicted model, not a curated record. Lineage: Eukaryota; Viridiplantae; Streptophyta; Magnoliopsida; Solanales; Solanaceae.